GAGACAACUUCUUUCCCCGCCACAGUUAAGACAGUUGAGACCAGUGCAAUAUUUAACAAAAUGUGGGGGGGGGUGGAGUCCUGUCCUGAAUCCACUCCAUUGCUUGAGGGCAGCCAUCAUAGUGUUCACUAUUGUGUGCGGCUGAGGGAAGAAGAAAAAGAGAGGAGGGCGCACAAGGGAGAGGGGUAGGGUGGCGGCGGGGGGGGGAAAGAAAACCUGUCCCUUUGUGUGGGAAAGACUCAGUAGGAAAGUGAUUUUGUGACUAUUUGAGUUUGCCGGCAAAACAAGGAUCUUCCCACCCCCCAUGACCCGUGCGCGCAUUUUUAUUUAUUAUUUAUAUUUUUUGGCAACUCAACGAAAACCAGAAUUGCCUACGAGUUGGAUUCUCCGGCCGGCAAACAGCGACACCCCGGCUACUCCUGAUGAUGAGAGCAGACGUCAGACCGGUCUGCAUGAAUAUUGAUGUGGAGGAGAGUCUGUUUCAUAGAAGAACAGAAGGAGGCAAGAUGGCUGCCCUUUAGGAUUUGUUACAGGGGGAGAUCCAGACGGUUCGUUGGAAUUUAUACAAAGUGGAGGGACGGGAACCAAGGACGCAGAGAGGGCAGCCUGUGAAUGGACUCUGAGCAGGCCAGAUGGAAACUGACCAGACCAAACAUGAGACGGAAGAAAGUUUGACAUUCAAGAAACUUGCCACGUCCCGUCACAUCUCGAACAAACUCCAGAAUGGAGGAACCUUUUCAGAUGGAGAUCCUCUUCAAAUUACAAGUGACAGAAACUGGAACAAUUACAAGGCUAGCGCUGAGGCCGGCUCUAUGAAAAGGCAAAAUGAAACCUGCAAUGACCCUGGAUCACUUCAGGGGCUAUUGGAUCAGGGGUCCUUUACAAUGAAUGGAGAGUUGAUGAAUGGGGAUUUCAAGCAUGUACUCGCCGAACAGUCGUUCCUGGCCAGCCAGCCAAAGAAAUUUAAAGUGGAUUCAGAGAUUUCUGAAUUGACAAAAAAUAUAGAAUUUGAAUGCAAUGCUCAGGCGGAGAUAAAAUUAGGAAAGAGUCAUUGUACAAUUCCUAAUGGAGAUCAUUUUGCUCUGCAUAGAAACAAACAACUUUCAAUCAAUGGCGCUGUACUCGGCACCUCGACUAUAGAAAGUACACCAGGUGAUCUUUUAGAGAGAACUUUGUCUCAAUAUUAUCCUGAGCAAGUAUCCAUUGCCCCACAGAGGUCUGGGACACAAGAUGCUCUGAAUGGUUCUCUAACUACGAAAUUGCCGGGCGAGGAUUGUAUGCCUUCCACUUUGACUUCAGAUUUCCCCGGUUCCGCUCAGAUACUCAAAUUGCAACAACGACAGCCUGAGACUUCAGGUAUCACUGAGGGAGUCAACAAUUUUGACUCUGUCGACUAUAUCGUGAAUGGAUACUCCAACAAUCAUGACACAGAUUACCAGCAGAAAAAACAACAGCACCAACAGCAGCCGCCAUCUUGCGCUGGCCGCGAAAGAUCUCUUGAUCAGCUCCAAUCAUCAAAUAUCGCUAACGCCUUGCAACAACCUAAAAAUGGCCCACGGUGCUAUCCCAAUUCUCAACCAACGUAUGAGAAUGCCAAUCAGGAUUUUGAUCGCGACAAUUUUAAGGAGCUCAAUACUGUACAGACGACGAAUGCUGUGUUGCUGAAAUAUGGAUCGUCGCCCAACUCUGGUAUACAGAGCAUUGUGCAACGCGGGAGACCCGGGUCUGGUCAUGCUCAGCAGUUUGAGAUUCAGCCCAAUAAUUUCCAACAGAAUGUUGGAAACAUACACGGGGCUGACGGCAUGGGAACUAAGGGACCUGAUUCCCAGCAGAGAAUUCAGGCAGCUGGAUUAGAAAACAGUCUGGAUACAACCACACAGCAGAAGGACAACUCGUGUUCAAGUCUCCAUCAGGGGAACUGGAUGGAACCGAACCCUUCAAAGCAACAGACGAGGGGUAUGUCAUCCCAUGCGGGGGAGGAGAAGAGGGGCUUCUCCGCCACGGCUGUGUCAGACCCAUCGAGACGUAGCCUCCAGGUUCAUGGUCAGAUUUUAGAGGCAAGGUCUGGACAAAGGUUUGAGUCACACGGAAUGUUUAAGGAAAACAUUCGGGGGUCUAACAGCGUACAGGAACAACAAAUUAGUCUCUUAACCCAACCGCACUGCGCUUCAGCCCCGAGCAGCAAUGACUCGGAGUGGCAGCAAUGCAAUUUGAACGCAAAUUCAAUGCAGAAGCCUCCAAACCAGACAAAGCACGAUCAACAGGUUGGGGGAUAUUAUCACGCCCCCAUGCAGUCAAAGCACUUACAUGACAACCCUGAACUACAGGACACAUUGUCGCCUGAAUUUUUCACCACGCAGCAACCGCAGCACUGUAAUCUUCCGCGUCCACUGUCCCACCCGCCGCAAUUUGAAGAACAACAACUCAAGUCUCCCAUUUUCAGGCCACACAGUCAGCCUCAGCCAAGUCAAGUUCAACUUAACCAGCAACACAAAAACAGCUCUGCACACCCCGGCAGCCACUGCCACUACAAAAACACAGCAGGUCUUCAAGGACAAUGUCAAAGAUCAUUUUCUCCCAACUCAGGCAGCGGUGACUCCAGGCACUUUCAACCGCAGCGACCCAAUAACUGCCACCCACCUAACAUUAAGGACCUCCCUCAUAAUUCGACACAGUCACAAUCUUAUUUGCCACAAGGUGCAAUAAACCAACAGAUAUCGAUGCAGUCGUACCCCAAGACCGAACACCAGUUGAAGGCGUGUUCUCAGGUCCAAAGGGGAUCUCACCCGGGAUCGCCAAUUACAGACUUCCAGAAGCAUGAAGCUCUACGUAUGCAUCUCUUACAAAGGCAGGAGAGACUGGGUCCUCCCCAUUCUGCGCAAAACACCAGGGAUAGCAAAAUCGACCUCGCAAAUAUAAAAAUUGAAAACGGACCCAGAUUCAAUUUGCCCAGCUCACAGCAGCAACUGGAUGGAUUGCAAAUCAAGCAGGAGCCUCAACAGUCUGUGUGUGAGAAUACUCGGCAGAACAACAUCCUGGCCUCCAUGGAGCAAAGUCUAAAACAGUACCAACUGUCCCCUGUGUUUGAGAAGAAAUCAUUUGUUAUGAAUUCAAAUAGAGUCAAAGUGGAAUCCUCUGGGCCUGUCACAAUCCUGUCAACCAAAACCGACAUGUGUAAAAUGGAAGCAUCCGGAGCGCCUAUGUGCAUGACGGCUUUAAAAAGAACACCUGACUCCACGCCCAAGAAAGAGCAACUCCUACAGAGAUUCAUGGAUUCGCCAAUGAAGCUAUUGGACACCCCGAUAAAAAGUCUACUCGACACACCUAUCAAAACACAAUAUGACAUAGCAUCCUGCCACUGCGUUGAACAAAUCAGUGAGAAGGAUGAGGGCCCAUACUACACUCAUCUGGGAUCAGCGCCUACUGUUGCUGGUGUACGGGAGGAGAUGGAGAGAAGGUCUGGUUUAAAUGGUCAAGCCAUCAGGAUAGAGAAAGUGGUAUAUACAGGCAAGGAAGGAAAAAGCACACAGGGGUGCCCGAUUGCAAAAUGGGUGAUCCGUCGAGCCAGUGUAGAAGAAAAGCUACUGGUGCUGGUUCGAGAACGCACUGGACACAAAUGUGAGACAGCCUGUAUAAUCGUGGCAAUCCUGGUCUGGGAAGGCAUCCAACCCAGCCUAGCUGACAAACUCUACCUCGAGCUAAGUGAAACUCUGACAAAGCAUGGAGCCCUCACCCAAAGACGAUGUGCUCUCAAUGAAGAGAGGACCUGUGCAUGUCAGGGAUUAAAUCCAGAUGCAUGUGGAGCAUCAUUCUCCUUCGGAUGCUCAUGGAGCAUGUAUUACAAUGGCUGCAAAUUUGCCAGAAGUAAAAUUCCAAGAAAGUUUAAACUACAAGGAGAUGAUGUCAGAGAGGAAGAGAGACUGGAGCAAAACUUUCAAGGUCUGGCCACCUUACUGGGCCCCUUGUAUAAAAAUAUGGCACCGGAAGCUUAUGGAAACCAGGUGGAACAUGAACACAGAGCACCUGAUUGUCGCCUGGGUUUUAAAGAAGGGCGUCCCUUCUCUGGGGUUACUGCUUGUCUAGACUUCUGUGCUCAUGCUCAUAGAGACCUCCACAACAUGCAAGGGGGCAGCACUGUGGUAUGUACGUUAACAAGGGAAGACAACAGAGAGAUUGGAAAGAUACCAGAGGAUGAGCAGCUUCACGUCCUACCACUGUAUAAAGUUGCCAACACGGAUGAAUAUGGCAGCGAGGAGGGUCAGCAGGAAAAAAUCAAAUCGGGUGCCAUUCAAGCCCUCAGUGCCUUCCGCCGCCAGGUGCGCAUGCUUGCCGAGCCCGCAAAGUCAUGUCGCCAGAAGAAGCUGGAUGCCAAGAAAGCAGCGGCGAUCAAGAACACCGUGAUAGACAACUCUCAUGAUAAGGCAGAGAAAGUGACCCCGUCAAAGUCAAAAACCGGGACCUGUGAAAAUAUCGCUCUGGGCACACUUGUGCAAGGUGCUAUGGGAGCCUCUCAACAUCCAGAUCAAGCGAGCGAACCCUUCGGAGGCCAUUCUCUGCAACCGCAGCAUCAACAGCACGAAAACAUCCUUACCUCUUAUCCCGGUGCACCAAAUGCCGCCAAAUAUCCCAGGUUCCCUGGCCACCCAGGAUCUUUUCCAAGCACUUCAAAGCCAGGCGGCAUAUUUCAUCAUCAAGCCUCGACACCAGCAAACCCGUAUCCUUCCCCAGUCCAUGCGCCCAACUCAUUCAUGGAUGGAUCUAAACAUGCAUACCCUGUUUAUCAGUGUAAUGGAGGCAUGCCUCUUGAUAACUACCAUCCAUACUAUGCUUCCAACCAAAAGCAACUGGACAUGUAUCAACAACAACGGCAAGUGUUGUACGCGGAGCAGCAGUACGCAGCCCAUCAGCGUUACGAGCUCAAUUACCCGCAAAAUUAUGCCGAUCAUGGUUUACAAGUCAAUGGCUACAAUGCAUACAGCAUGAGGCCAGUCCACCCAAUGAGAGCUUUCAGUCCCUGUAGUCCUAACGGAGUGGCCGACCCCCAUUUAAUGGACGCCCUUUCAAGAACGCCCACUGCCCACAGAGUUCGAGAGUAUCCAGCUGCCGGGAGUCAUGGCAAUCAGUUUGGAAGAGCCCCGAAUCCAUACUUUGGGAGUCCUCAAAUGUUCCCUCCGAGCCAACAACCAUUCCAUAUGCAAAUUAAGCAAGAAAUGGGUAUUGCUAGCCCAAAGAUGCUUGGCGGUCAGUUCAGCGGUGAGUGUUUAAACCCAGAGACACAGAUAGGAUUGGGUCUGCUCAACGGUAAUCCCAUGCUGACGGGUAUUAAGCAGGAGCCUGGAGCCCUACAGCGACCCCCGACCCCUCCAAAGCCAGAAAUUUGGUCAGACAAUGAGCACAACUUCUUGGACCCCGAAAUCGGUGGAGUGGCAGUGGCACCCAGCCACGGCUCGGUCCUUAUUGAAUGCGCUAAACGGGAGCUCCACGCCACAACACCUCUUAAAAAUCCGGAUCGCCAUCACCCAACACGUAUAUCCUUGGUCUUCUACCAGCACAAAAAUUUGAAUGAGGCUAAGCACGGUCUGGCCAUGUGGGAAGCAAAGAUGGCAGAAAAGGCUCGAGAAAAGGAGGAAGAUGCUGACAGGAAUGGUGGUGAGGGGACGCCAGGCAAGGGCAACAAGAAGGGGACGAAACGUGAGCAUCCGGAGCCAUCAGAAUCUCUUGGGGAGCCUCCUUAUAAGCGUUUUAUAAAGGCACUCAUUGAGGGGUCCUCAUCGUGCACAACCAACACCUAUGUCAGUACAUCUCCAUAUGCCUUCACUAAGGUCACAGGACCUUAUAGUCACUUUGCUUAAAAUAUCCUCAAGAAAAAAAAUAUAAUAAUAAUGAAGGUGCUUUAUUUAUGCUAUGACCAACUGCAGCACUGGCCUGAUACAAACACUCCCAAUCCAACGUGUUCAGGUGUUUUACACUUUUAACAACUGAGGUUUUUUUGUUGACCCUGCUAUGGAUGUAUUUAUUUUUGUUUUGCAACUUUUGCGAGAUUCACACUGUUAAAACAUCUGGUGCUCUCAAUUGUACACACAGACCUUUUUGUUUGGUUGGUUUUUUUGUUUUGUUUUGUUUUUUUUUUUACUGGAAACAAAACGUCAUCUUUGGUGGCUUUAUUUUACAUUUUGAAAUACUUCAACAUGGCAUAGAAUGCCGAAUUAGAAAAUUCAAGGUGCUAAUUAUGUCGUCUUUGAAAUGUCAAUAAUUGAUACUGCAGACGAAAUAAUGAUAUAAUGGGAAAGAUUGGAUUUCAUUCACAUCAUAGAGUUGAUGUUUCAGUGUAUCUUGAGCACUUCUUGAUUCUAAAACAAAAAAGGAAAAUAUGUUGAUAAACAAUGAAUCCAAAAGUAAGCUCUACACGUUCCCAAAGUAAAACCACACAAUAUGAUUUUUUUUAACCCCCACACCCCCCCAAAAAAAGAACACUAUUGCGCUGGUGCUUCUUACACAACUUCGAUUCUAUACAUUGAGCCAUUCAAAUGGUGCUACUUUAUCAUGUUAAAGAGGAGGGGAAAAAAAGCUUUUUAUUAUCCAAGGUUUUCCAGUUUAACUGUCAGCAAAAAUGUUCCUUUGGGAGAGUUCACUGAACCAGCCUGAAUGGUGAAAAAUUAAAUGUAAUUUUAUGUCUGUGGUGCUUAAUUGAUGUGCUUUUUAUACACUGAGGAGCAUGGGACAGGGUCAGCUUGGGUGUCACUUUCAAAGGGCAGCUGGCUUGCUGUGGCUUCGUUCUUGGAUUAUUGUAAUCUAACUGUAAAAUAAACAGGUGAGAUGUGUACAGUAACUUAAAUUCCCUUUUUGGAAUUACCGGUAUAAGUUGUGUGUCUGUUAUAAAGAAUGCGCGAAGCCGAAUUCGUUGUUUCUCUUUGUGUUCGAAUGAAUCUUUGUUUCCUAGGGUGCUAUUGAACCUGUUAAAAAAAAUUAUACAAUGUGAGACUCUUUAGGCAGUGAGAAGAAGGCUGUUAAAUAAUGUACAGUACCAACCAGUCAUAUACCUCAAAACCAGUUUGGCAAUAGGAAAAAAAAAUCUAUAUAUAUUUCUUUGGGGGGGGGUUUUGUUUGUUUGGGGUUUUUGGGGGGUUACAGUUAAACUGCAUGCCACCUAAAAGGUGGAAAAAGUUCAUUUUUUACUGUCUUACCUACCUGCUAGAACAUUUGAAUUACUAAUGUUACUGUAAAAUCAGGGACAUUUAAAAAAGAAACUGUACAUUAUUGCCUGCAUUUGUUUUUGUCUUUUUCCUCAUUCAGGGACGUGCCAUUGAAUUUUGUGUCCCGGUUCAACUUUUCUAAAAUACGUCACACGGAUUUUUCGAGGAAAAAAAGGUUCCUGGAUGUUUUUUUAUUUUAUUUUAUUUUUUAAGUUUUAGCUAGUAGGAUGGUGAUUAUUUUUUUCCUCAAAUGAACACAACGUAUAUGCACUGAUGUGACGAAAGGGAAAGUAUGAUAUCUAAUAAAUUACGGGCAAUUCAUUUGCUUUUGCUACAGGGCAGCGAGUAUCAUCUUUUUGCCUGUGUAUAGUUCAAUUUAUUUAUAACCACUAAGCAAUUGUAUGAUUUUCCUCUUUAUUUUUUAAUUCAUGUGAUAUAUAAUGGAAUGACUGUAACGUUAUAGUAACAAUUUUAACCCAAUCUUAUAACAAAUUCGUUUUCUGAAAGCACUUCGAAAAGAUUUUCAGGAAAAAAACAAUUAUGUAUAUGUAAUAAAGUACAACGUGUUUUAUUUAAAACAGGGUGUAAAUGAGUGUGUCACAUUGUACAGUGAGAAUCCAAAAUUACAUUUUCAACUCUUGAACUCGACAAAGGUUCUCAACAUGGCAAACUGACCCAACAAAUGAUCAAAACUCAAAAGAAAACAUUUUCCAGGAAAGUCUGUCAAGAAUACACUCUUGUCAACACAAUGUUUACUGUUAGCCCGACAAACAUUGGAAUUUAUAUUUUGGAUGUUGUAAAAUUCACAGCGAUGUAUGUGUUCAUUGUACAGAGCCCAGCGACAGUAGCAGGUUGUGGUGAGAAGAUUAAAGAGAUUUCGCAAGUGGGGAAAAAAAAGAGAAAAAAUGAAUAAAAGAAAAA
Messenger RNA from Hippocampus zosterae (dwarf seahorse), 8114 nucleotides. It is a transcript of the gene tet2, whose product is annotated as tet methylcytosine dioxygenase 2. Gene Ontology annotation, molecular function: DNA 5-methylcytosine dioxygenase activity. The transcript has 10 exons. Gene Ontology annotation, cellular component: nucleus. Lineage: Eukaryota; Metazoa; Chordata; Actinopteri; Syngnathiformes; Syngnathidae. Gene Ontology annotation, biological process: positive regulation of transcription by RNA polymerase II; myeloid cell differentiation; oxidative demethylation. The record is from RefSeq and is a predicted model, not a curated record. The coding region runs from base 633 to 5852 and encodes 1739 amino acids.